Messenger RNA from Quercus lobata, 4532 nucleotides. RefSeq names its product disease resistance protein RGA2-like. NCBI's taxonomy places the organism in Eukaryota, Viridiplantae, Streptophyta, Magnoliopsida, Fagales, Fagaceae. Bases 1527 to 4421 code for a protein of 964 amino acids. The transcript has 4 exons. Gene Ontology annotation, molecular function: ADP binding. The record is from RefSeq and is a predicted model, not a curated record.
AAGAUCAACAUGUAAUUAUUUUCGGGGUUCCAGUGUGGCUUCGUCAGGCUCCCAUCAUGGAGGACAUAGAAAAGGAAAAAGAAUAAGAAUCAUAGUACAAAAUAAAAAUUCUGUGAUAAGACCUUUGGGAAUUUAGUAAUAGCAACGAACAUAUGGGGAAGUUUCGAGACAAAGAAAGUAGAACGCAGAAAUUGAGUUGGGUUCCGCUCCACGGCGAUGACCGCCAAUCAGUACUUAAACCUCCAGUUCGUUCCAGCUUCCGUCAACCAUGGUGUUCCAGUGCCUCUCUCUCCAACCUGACCCAGUCUCCUCUCUCUGACUCACCCUUUUCAUUUAUCUCUUUCUUCUCUCUGGCAACGGCAGUGGUGCAUGGCUUUGGUGGUCUGGGUUGGUUGUGGAUCGUGGUUAUGGUGGUUGUUUGUGGUGGUUGUUGGUUGCCGGUGAUGGGUUCUGGUUUGUUGUGGGUAUUUUGGUGGUGGUGGAUUCCGAUCUGUGGUGCGUUUUGAGUUUCUUUAUUUGGGUUUUGUGGUCGGUGGUUGUUUAAGGUGGUGGUGGUGGUGGGUCUGAUUUGGGGUGGAUUUGAAAUGGAGGUGGUUAUGGGUUUUGAUCCAGGGUGGAUUUGCAGUGAGGUGGUUGUGGGUUACGAAGUGGUGAUUGGAAUUUUUGGGUUUGAGUUUUAUUGAUGUGGGUUUGGUUGGGUUUUAUUGCCGGUGGUGGUCACUGGGUUUUGUGGCCAGAGGUGGUUGCUGGGUUUAGUGGCCGGUGAUGGUGGUGGUGGGUUCCAAUAUGGAAUGAAUUUGCAAUGGGGGUGGUUUUGGGUUUUGAUGUCGUGGUGAGUUUUCUAUGUGUUGGAGGAUUUGGAUAUUGUUGGAGCAGAUUUGACUGGGUUUUGGUAUGGGUAGUAAAAUUGUGUUGUGGCUUUUGUUGUAGUUAAUCUGAAUGGUUGUGGCUAAUUUGAGGAGUGGUUAUGGCUGAUCUGAGGAGAGAGAGUGAGGGAAGAGUAACAGGGAGGGACAGAGAAAAGAGAGAGAAACUAACGGAGGUUAACGUUGUUUAGUGUUUAGGGACAAAAUAGUCUUUACGGACCAAAUUUGUCAAUUUUGGAGUGUCUUGGACCUGAUUGGAAUUAACCCAAACCUCAGGCUGAUUGGAUCCAAAUCUCCUUUCCACUCAUUGGUUUGGCGGGCUUCAAUUAUUGGAUUUGGAUCCACCUUGCACUGGUGCAAUUACUCUACUUCUUCUCACAUAAAUCAUUCUUAAUUUUUAACUUUAAUUUUUUAACUUUGUCAUUCUUAAUUUUUCAACUUUCAUUUUCAACCAUUUAGUGUUAUGGUAUCACGUGCAAUACCUACUUGCUAUUUCACCUUAUCUCAAUUGGUUUUGACUUUUGCACAGCUAAUCAGGAGGAAAAAAAAGGUUCAUUGACGCUGCCUGCGAGUUUGUUAUUUGCUUUGUGAAUCACUUUUUAAUAAUCUAUCUCCUCUUCCUGUUUCUUGUAUUAUCAAUCGGAAUUUCAGUUUCCAAGUAUGGCUGAGGGACUUGUUACUGAUCUCAUUAAGCAGUUGGUUUCAGUUGCUGCUCUGGAGGCAGAACAAGAGAUAAGGUUGGUCGUCGGCGUUGACGAAGAAGUUGAAAAGCUUAAAGGCAAUCUACAAACAGUGACGGCGGUCCUCAAUGAUGCUGAGAAAAGACAAGUUACUGAGGAAACCGUGAAGCUUUGGUUAGAAAAGCUCAAGGAUGCAUGCUACAAGAUGAAUGAUGUGAUAGAUGAGUGGAACACUGUAAUGAUCAAAUCAACCAUUAAGAAAGAAGAAGAAAAUGUUGAUAAUGCUCAUCCUGUUAUGAAGAAGAAGGUACGUUCCUUCAUUAUCCCCUCUCCUUCAUGUUGUUUCCAUGAAGUUGAUAAACUUGUUAUGCGUCACGAUAUUGCUCAAAAGAUAAAAGAUUUGAAUAGAAAAUUAGAUGAAAUUGUCAAAGAGAAAGAUAGGUACCAGUUUAAGUUAACUAAUGACCCUGCCCCUGAAGUAGUUAAUCGACCAACAACUACCUCCUUUGUUGAUGUGUCCGAAAUAUUUGGUCGUGAAAACGUUAAGAAUAAUCUAGUGAGGAUCCUAUUGGGGAAAGGAGGUGAAGAAGAAAGAAGGCCCCGUGUCAUCUCUUUAGUGGGCAUGGGCGGACUUGGAAAAACUACUCUUGCCCAACUAGCCUACAAUGAUCCUAAGGUGCAAGACCAUUUUGAGAUAAAAGUUUGGGUUUGUGUUUCUGAUCCUUUUGAUAAAUGCAAGGUGGCGAAAGAAAUCCUUGAAUCUAUUGAGAGUCAAUCCCCCAAAUUGACUACAUUGCAAAGUCUAUUAGAUAGAAUUUGUGCUAACAUUGCAAACAAGAAGUUCCUUCUUGUCUUAGAUGAUGUCUGGGCUGAAGACUAUACGAUGUGGGAUCAAUUCAAAGUUGCAUUCAAAUGUGUUGCCCUAAGCAGUAAAAUUAUAGUCACCACACGUAAAAGCAGAGUUGCGGAAAUGAUGGGAAGUGUGAGCAUGAUCAAUUUGAGUGAAUUGUCUAACUUAGACUGUUGGUUGAUAUUUAGUAAAAUAGCAUUUCUAGAUAAGGAUCCUGAGCAAUGUGAACAACUUGAAGACAUUGGUAGGCAAAUAGCAAAGAGAUGCAAAGGCUUGCCACUUGCUGCAAAGACUCUAGGGAGUCUCAUGCGCUUCAAGAAAAGUAGAGAAGAAUGGAAGACUGUCUUGAAUAGCAAUUUGUGGGAAUUAGAAGAUGUUGAAAAAGGUCUUUUUGCGUCAUUGUUACUAAGUUAUUAUGAUUUGUCCUCACCAUUGAAACAAUGUUUCUCAUAUUGUGCUAUCUUGCCAAAAGGUUAUCCCUUUUCUAGUGAUGAUUUGGUAUUUAUGUGGAUGGCACAAGGAUAUAUUCCUUCAAAAUCAAAUAUGGAGAUGGAAGUCAUUGGAAGAGAAUACUUUGAAAAUCUAUUCAUACGCUCUUUCUUCCAAGCUUUUAAGGAAUAUCCGAAUGAUGACAAGAUAAAAAUAUGCAAAAUGCAUGACAUAGUGCAUGACUUUGCGCAAUUAAUGUCAAAAAAUGAAUGCUUCACGAUCAAUAGUGACAUAGAGUUGGAUUCAGCCAAAAAAGAAGACAUAGAGUUGGGAUUAGAUUUUAAAAAUGCUCGCCAUUUGUGGUUAGAAAUUUCUGGUGAGGCCCAAUUUUCUGUGUCCAAUAAUAGUGCAAAAAAUAUACGCACUCUCAUUCUUGUCAAUCACAAUGAUUAUGACUUAUCUAAUUUAUUCCAACAUUUUAGAUGUUUACGGACAUUAACUUUAGAUGGUAUGUUAAAGGAACUUCCAGAUGCAAUGGAAAAUUUCAUACAUUUAAGGUAUCUCAAUUUAGUUAAUUAUUGUGGGCUCCGAUUGCCUGAAACUAUUUGUAAUCUUUGCAAUUUACAAAUUUUGAAGAUCAUGAUUAGAGAUGUUAGGUUCAAUAAAUUACCGCAGGGGAUGAGUAAGCUAAUUAACCUAAGGCAUUUUAUUUUGGAUCACUCCUUUGGGGUAGAUUUUCCAAGAGGGAUUGGAAGAUUGAUUUCUUUGAGAACAUUAAGUCAUUUCUACGUAAGUAGUAAGGAUGACAGUAAAGGAUGUAAACUUGGAGAAUUAAAAAAUUUGAACCACCUUCAAGGGACUCUUCGAAUAAUCGGACUAGGGAAUGAGGAAGAUAUAAGUGGGGCCAAGAAUGCACAGCUCAAGAAGAAGAUAGGCCUUCAUACUUUGUCACUAUGGUUUGUCGGAUGGGAUUUUGAGGAUACAAGGAGGGAGUCCGAUGCAUUAGUUCUGAAUGCCUUAGAGUCACCUCCAGACUUGGAAUGUUUAAGCAUUGAAAUGUACCAGGCCACCACAAUGUCUCUUAAUUGGACGAUGUCCUUGACCAAAUUGAAAAUGCUUGAUAUCCGAUACACAUUUUUAGAGCAUAUGCCUUCUCUAGGAAAACUUCCAUUUCUCAAAUCAUUACACAUAAAGGUUGCGAAAUAUUUGAAAAAGGUAGGAAAUGAAUUUUUGGGAAUAGAAUCCGGAAAGAAGAAAGACAAUAUAAUUGUAUUCCCAAAUUUGAAAACUCUCACAUUUGACGAUUUAAGAGAGUGGGAAGAAUGGAUUGGGACUGGAGCAGAAGAAGAUGAAGAAGACUAUGUCGUUACCAUAAUGCCACAUCUUCAACAGUUGGAAAUUUGGAGUUGCCCAAAGCUAAAGUCAUUGCCAAACUUCCUUCAUACAACUCCAUUACAAAAUUUGGGGAUCUAUGACUGUCCAAUUGUCAAAGAACGUUGUGAAGGAGGGAUAGGAGAGGACUGGCACAAGAUUUCACACGUCCCAAACAUCAAUUUUGAUAUAAAACACGCUUUCCUUAAGGAUGUGAACGGUUAGAGUAUUACAACAAUAAGCAACAUUGAUACAAUGAUGGGUUGGUAUUACAUUUCGUGCUUGCUUUGUAGAAGGAAGGUCAAACCACAAUCAGGACCAUUUUGGUGUGCAAAA